Molecule: messenger RNA, 2712 nt
Organism: Seminavis robusta
Lineage: Eukaryota; Bacillariophyta; Bacillariophyceae; Naviculales; Naviculaceae
Source: the annotation of a GenBank genome assembly
CUCCAACAAAUCAGCCGCAAACACUCAGCGCAUCGAUCUUGAUGCAAAACGAAGACAACGAUCGUCAAGUCAGUGCUGUUUGGUCAUCUGUUGGCCUCCACCCAUCAACCGUCAGACUCGACUCGGAGCAUCCCAACCAUUGCUGCACACUAAGAGAUGGGUUGAGACGUUGACAACUGAGCAACCAAACUAGCUAGAUUCGAUUUUCGAGACGGACGAUACAGAUACUGAGAUUCCCUACGGUAGCAUCGACUGUAGUGUACCACCAACAAUUUGGCUCUAAAGCACAGACACCGUACCUUGAUAAAUCCACAACAACCAAAGAGCUGCUGAUCUUCAGACAGCUAUAACCCCAGUAUGCGAAGAUCGACAAGCCAAUAUCCAGGAAGUCGACCAUGUGAUUCCUUUUGGUCCAUUGGAUUGCUGCUCUUCAACUUAUCCGUAGUGUGCACUGGUUUCCUGGUCAACUCGCCACUAUCACAUCCAUGCUUGAAUGCCUUUCCAAGCCAAGGACAGACAAGAGCUGCCUCGGAUAGACGCUGCAAUCUGCCUCCGCUAAACUCAAAGGGUUUGAGGAAAUGGAACUUACUGCCUGGCAGGAUCUUUCGAAAGAGACCCAAGCGGACCUCGUCGUACCUGAUUUCCCUCGACAAACAACGAGGAUACCACAGGAAGCCUUUGGGUCCUCUUGCCCAAAUUGUCAACAACACAGACGUGAACUUGAGUCCUGAUAAAGUGGCUGGGGCACUUGUUGGGAAGCUUUCCUCAGAAGCCUUCAAAGAGGACUGUCGGCGAAGAAGCAAAGUCUAUGCUUCAGAUUGGACGGAUGCAUUCAAAGAUAUGAAGAAAGUUAUCCCAGCUGUUCUUUUUCUCUAUUUUGCAUGUUUGUCUCCUGCUGUUAGCUUUGGGACUAUUGCGUCACAAAUCACCGAUGGGUCCAUAGGCAUUGUUGAGUUUCUGAUUAGCUGUGGAGGAAGUGGAAUGCUGUAUGCCGUGCUUUGUGGUCAACCAAUGUCCUUCAUAGCACCAACAGGCCUGACACUCGCCUUCAUUUCAGGGUUGUUCCGGUUCUGUUCUUUAAACAACUUACCUUUCUUCCCGGUAUACGCUUGGGUUGGUUUGUGGACAGCCUUCUUCUUUGUAUCGAUGGGACUUGCAGGGUCCAGUCAGCUGAUUCGUUAUUGCACGAGAUUUACCGACGAGGUUUUCAAUGCACUCCUCAGCAUCAACUUUAUCUACGAGGCAGUCAAAUCUUUGAAACGAAACUUUCAGCUGGCUGAUCCAAUGAAUCUGACAAUGCCAUUUGUAUCCCUGAUGACAGCUAUGACAACCUUCUGGGCGACAAUGUCAGUCACAGCCUUUCAGAGUAGCAAAUACCUCACUCAAAAGGUUCGGACAAUUGUCAAAGACUUCGGACCUGUGACAGUCUUCGUUGCCAUGUCUCUGCUCAAUCAACAUCCUUGGAUGCGAAAGUUUCAUGUACCGACUUUGAGCGUUCCAAAUACCAUUGAGUUGGCAAAAGGAAGACAACUUUUCAUCCCUCUCAAUGCUCUUCCUUUCAAUGUCAAAAUGUUGUGCAGUCUCCCAGCUAUCCUGCUAACGGCUCUUUUCUUCAUGGACCAGAACAUCAGCGUUCGAGUGGUCAACAAUCCCGACAAUAAACUCAAGAAAGGGUCGGCUUACAACCUUGAUAUGGUCGCCUUGGGAUUGAUUACCGGAUUGCUGUCGUUGGUCGGGCUACCAUGGAUGUGUGGUGCCACAGUGCAGUCGCUCAAUCAUGUGCGGGCAAUGACAGAGACACAAUACAACAAAGAAACGGAAGAAGUGGAGAUAGUGGGUGUAACCGAAACAAGAUUCACUGGAUUUGUGGUCCACGCAUUGAUUGCUUCGACGGUGGGAUUGUUGCCCCUUCUCAAAUUCGUUCCGAUCCCUGUUGUGGCGGGUGUCUUCUUGUUCCUUGGUAGGAAAUUGAUGUCAGGCAACUCCUUCCUGCAGCGUAUACGCGACGGCUUUACAGAAACAGACCGGCUGGAACCUGACCAUCCAAUCAAGAUGAUUGGGAGGACAAGGACAAACAUUUUCACCACGAUUCAAGUCCUGUGCUUGGCCGGACUUUGGGCAUUCAAGGAAUGCAACGCUACAGCAAUAUUCUUUCCCAGUGUUAUAGGGAUGCUGAUGGUCAUACGAUCAGUAAUAAUGCCAAAAUUUUUCACCACCAGAGAACUUGCUGCUCUGGGUGAAAUGGGGGACGGUGAGCUCCAUGGCGAGGAUGAGGAGCUGCUGCUCCAACUGUAAACUAGCCUACUUGUAAGUAAUUUGACCUUUGUCAAUGGGUUUCUACCAAGAGUUUGACUACCAUAUGUCUCAACACUUGCUAUCGAAGCCUCGAGAAACCAAAGGCUUUCUCCAUGUCAUCAUUUGAUAGCUGCAUCGUUUCAGUGCCUUCCAAGCGCAGCAGUGUCAACAACACUUCUCUACCGUCAUCAUCCCCACUGGCCCUGUUGGUUGCAACCGAAUCAAUUUCGCCAAAGAACUGUUGGAGCCACAACGAAGCAAGCAUGAGGAUAGAACUGUUGUGCUGGGAAGAGGCCGUCUCUUCAUGUACUUACCAGUAUGCAAGGUGCGGCCGAUCUCUGUCGAGCAAACAAUGACCUCAAGAUCGCGUCAGAUCCUCCUAGCCACUUGUCUAAUACAUCUGCCACUCUGAUCUUG